UUCAUGUCAAUCAGUGGAGGGUAUUUACGGCCAGCUUCACCAUCAUCUCACUGCCACUACUCAUCUAAGUUGGUAACAGGCUCUCCCUCCUUGCUCGCGUUAUAAAUUAUUGUCUACUUACCUGGUCUUCUGUUUCCUAGCUCCACAUCACAACUGUCUCAUCUCUUGGAUACUGGACUCCAUUCCUACAGGAUCUUUUCCACUCCCCAGGACAAAAACGCUUAUCACACUCACUGGUCUGCCCUCCUGUCACCAGUACUUUGGUGGAUUCUGGAAAACACAGGCCAGCCCAUCUCACUUAUCCCCAGCCAGCUGCCUGGAACUCUGUCUCCCCCUCCAAGCCUAGCCUUCAUCUGCCAAAUGUGACCCCCGUGACCACCACAUCACGUGUCUCCCAUUGUGUAGCACCCCUCUUAUCGUCAUGUUGAACGUCAUGCCAAGUAUUGUGUUGUGUUUGGUCAAGCCAAGUUUGUAGCUUCAGCCUCACAUCCAUUAUAGUAUUGAGUGUUGCUUUCACCCUAAGUUUCUAAUUCUUGUACACCACAUUAAAUAAUACCUUGUGCCUUAGUUAAAAAAGCCUUUGCUUUGAGAACUUUGAACCGCCUCUACACGUCUGUCUUUCACUUGAGUUCAGUUUUGUACAGGCCCUCGGGCCCCCUUGACAGUAUUGCUCACGUAGCUUUUGUAACCAGUUUCCAGAUUCAGGUUAGCUACUCUUGCACUCAAUGCUCUGCCACACUUUGGGCUUGAUACCCAAUCUCAGAUGGCGGUGAUACUAUCUCCCCUAUCUAAAACCUGGGGUUGAAUGUUUACGUCUUACUUCUUCUAAAAUGCAUUUGCUGUCAUCACAGUUAAUAGAUAAACCUUUCCAUUAUCUUUUCAUAUCUGUGCAGCUUUACAAGCUUCUAGCCAAUCAACUGUCCUAGUGAUACUAUAGUGUGGGAACCUCAAAUGAUUCUGUUAUUAAAAAUUAUUCUGUGCAUCUACACAUUGAUUCUGACAGCAAUCAAACAUGUUCCAGUGUUUGAAGACAAUCAGCCUACAGCUGUGAGCAGCAGCCAUUGUUCAAAGGAUGGAAGAAGCUUUUGGCUUACAAAGGCUCUCAGAGAAAAGUCAUUGUUCAUUUGAAAAAUCAGAUGUUGCUCAAAAGGUGUUUUUUUUUCUUUUUUAAUUUUUAUGACAAGUCACCUGAAAGGGAGCCCCAAGUGUGUCAUUGCAUCUCUUAUCAUGGUAUUUUGUGCUGUUUGACAAAUGGUGACAAUGACUUACUCCAUUCGGAUUUCAGACAGCAUGGCUUUAAACAGCACAGACGACUUUCCCUGAAGCUGAGUGUUUCAGUGUGGCACACACCUUCGUUGUUCUCCGUGUGAUAACAGCAUGACUCCAUUUACAUGGGCUGUUCACAACCUGCUGUGCAGGUGUCUCAGCAUCCCCAUCUCUGCGUGGUUCACUCUUCUGUGUCUCUUUAUCAUUGUGCCAGCUGUACUCAGAGGCUCUUUUAGUAUCCGCAGCUUGUAUUUGAGGACACUUCUCAAGAUAUUUGAGUGGGCAAACUUACAAAUGAAAAUGAGAGCAAAAGAAAAAAAUCAGCAACUCUACAAAACAUAUACAAAUGGUAUCAUAGCCAAAGAAUCACCAGCAUCUUUGCGGCAGGAGAUCCGGGGUUCUGCCAGCUGUCUGUGCUCAGAUCAUGAGUUUGAUAUGGCUGAUAUCUUCUACUUUUGCCGAAGUGGCGUGGAGAGCAUAGUGGAUGAUGAAGUGACCAAGCGAUUUUCAGCCCAGGAACUUGAGAGCUGGAAUCUGCUGACUCGGAGCAACUACAACUUCCAUCACAUAAAUAUGAGACUUACACUCCUGUGGGGGCUGGGACUUCUCACCCGCUAUGGCAUCCUGCUGCCUCUCAGGUAUGACUUGUGUCAUAUUAUAAGAACUGUGAUUGGCUGGGUGACUGCUGAGGACACUAUUUGUUCUUUUUUCUGCAGGGUUACUCUUGCAGUCACUGGUAUUAGUCUCUUCCUAUUCUUCACCACCUUAGUGGGGUUUUUACCAAAUGCAGCGUUAAGAUCCUACCUCAGUGAAAAGGUUCACAUGAUGGGCUAUCGCAUGUGUGUAAGCUCUCUCACGGCAAUCAUCACCUAUCAUAACAGAGAAAACAAACCUAAGAAUGGUGCUAUAUGUGUGGCCAAUCACACGACACCCAUUGACGUGAUAAUCUUGGCCAGUGAUCGCUGCUACUCUUUGGUUGGACAGAUGCAUCGUGGGUUGCUGGGGAUGAUCCAAAGCGGAAUGGUCAAAUCCUCCCCGCACAUCUGGUUUGACAGAUCAGAAGUCAAAGACAGACACCUAGUGGCCAAGAGGCUUAGUGAUCAUGUGGCUGAUAAAACCAAACAACCCAUCCUCAUCUUCCCUGAGGGUACUUGUAUUAACAACACAUCCGUGAUGAUGUUCAAAAAGGGCAGCUUUGAAAUUGGCUGCACUAUUUAUCCCGUUGCCAUUAAGUAUGACCCUCGCUUCGGUGAUGCUUUCUGGAACAGCAGUAAGUGUGGCCUGGUGUGGUAUCUUCUCAGCAUGAUGAGCAGCUGGGCCAUCGUAUGCAGCGUUUGGUACCUGCCACCUAUGGACAGAGAGGAAGGAGAGGAUGCAGUACAGUUUGCCAAUAGAGUGAAAGCCACCAUAGCUGCCCAAGGCGGAUUAGUGGAUCUCAUCUGGGAUGGUGGACUGAAACGAUCCAAAGUGAACGAUGCUUUCAAAGAAGAGCUGCAGAAACUUUACAGCAAAGUUCUUGUUGGUGACCAUGAAGACGAAAGUGAAAGGAUGGAAAUCUAGAAAAAAAAGACUUAACCACAAGACAAUGAGGACACAGUGAACGCAUGUUAUCACCGCAGAGUUUUACUUCUUAAAGAACAUUUUACAUAAGGUGAAUCUAAAAUACCACAAGCAGCAAUUUGCACACUUAAUAGGUGCUUCGUUGGGUACAACUUUCUAGUACUGGGCUGGACCCUCUUUCACUGUGGUCCAAAAUGUGCCAAGAAGAUAUUCCCCACACUGUUACACCAUCACCAUCAGCCUGAACUGCUGGUAAAACGCAACAUGGAUCCAUGCCUUCAUGUUGUUUACACCAAAUUAUGACCCUGCCAUCAGCAGAAAUCGAGACUCAUCAAACAGGCAAUGUUUUUCCAAUCUUCUGUUUUACAAUUUUGCUGUGCACUUAGGGAUGCUCUUCUCCGCACCUUUGUUGUUAUGAGUGAUUGUUUGAGCCAAUGUUUACCUUCCUAUCACUUCAAAGGUCAUUCUUCUCUGGCCUCUGGCAUCACCAAAGCAUUUUAACUCAGAGAACUGCUCCUCACUGGAUAUUUUUUUGUUUUUGGACCAGUCUCUGCAAACCCUGAGAUGGUUUAUCAGUAAAUCCUAGUAGAUCAGAAGCUUCUGAAAUAUUCAGACUAGCCCAUCUGGCACCAACAACCAUGCCACGAUCAAAACCAUGCCACGAUCAAAACCACUUAAAUCGUCUCCCUUCCUCAUUCUGACACUCAUUUCAAACUUCAGCAGAUCUUGUACAUAGACCAUGUACAUAUUCUUAAAUCACUGGAUUGCUGCCCUGUGACUAGGUGAUUAGAUAUUUGCUGUAAAAAUGAGUUACACUGUUAUUUCUACCAGGCUGUAGACCAAAGAAAAUGAUUUUAUGCAUCUAAAGAUCUAUAUUGCGCUUUGUAUCCAAGGUCGGUCUAAAUGUAUUUAAAGUUGUAGGCUACUUUAAUAACUUUUCUCUUCUUUAACUGUUUGCCUUUAGGCGAAAACCUGAACAUCUCUGCCACCGUUUUGUGGACACGUGAGCUUGUUGUUGUAGUAUCUGAUUAAAACGUUCUCCUCUGUCUACAACAAGUGUUUACUACUAAAACUGUUACAUCACAGCCAGACACUUUGGCAGUGCUAGCUCAUGUGCGUCACAGUACUAAUUGGCUCAAGUGUCUAUAUGUGACUCUUUCCUGAAUUUUGUCCAUGAAAAGGAAAGUGAGAUCACACUUUCUCAGGGCUGGUCCACCGUUUAAGCUUUAAUAAUGAAGAGCUUCAGUUUACUUGUCCUUGACUCUUACAGCAGACUUUCCUCUACAAAGUAAAUUAGCCACAUUUUGCUUUAAGGUUUGUUCCCUUUCUCAAACAGCAGGAGUCAGUAUUUGAGCAGCAAUUUGUGACAUGGCAAUUCAUUUACCUUUAUCAACAAACAUAUAAAUUGCUCUAUGGACUCGUUUAGACAGCAGUGACCAAAAUAAAUGCAUUUACCGUGCCUAUGCAAGCGUAUUCAAGGUCAUAUAGAGGAAAAUGCAUGCAAGGAACCAGCUCUGAAACUGGGGGAAAACAGACCUGAGAAAUAUCAUCU
Oreochromis niloticus (Nile tilapia) is the source of this 4378-nucleotide messenger RNA. It is a transcript of the gene gpat4, whose product is annotated as glycerol-3-phosphate acyltransferase 4. NCBI's taxonomy places the organism in Eukaryota, Metazoa, Chordata, Actinopteri, Cichliformes, Cichlidae. Gene Ontology annotation, biological process: triglyceride biosynthetic process. The record is from RefSeq and is a predicted model, not a curated record. Gene Ontology annotation, cellular component: endoplasmic reticulum. Gene Ontology annotation, molecular function: glycerol-3-phosphate O-acyltransferase activity. The coding region runs from base 1378 to 2826 and encodes 482 amino acids. The transcript is spliced from 12 exons.